AUGACUGUUGAUCAUCUUCCCCUGAUCUGGAGCUGUCAGAAUCUGGAGAGCAUUCCCAUGAGCUUGACAGCAUGUUUCAAGGUAGGGCCACUUACUGAAGCAUUGCACGUGAGCUGUCUUGCUCAACUGGGAGAGGAGAAGGGGAUGGUCCAGCACAGUAUCGUUGGGAGGCCUGACCAAGACAAGGAGGCCCACAUUGUUUACCAAAAAUUGGAAACCCUCGGGAGACAUGUGGUGAGAAGGAGAAGGAUGUGGGGUGGGGUUGGGAACAUGCGAAGUGGAGUCAGGGAUGACCAGCUCAGGCCAAUCGUUGAUGUUGUUGAGGUUGGGGACAGCAAACUCGGCGAUGAACUUACGCCAGUCAUCAUCCCCCCUCUGGAGGUGGACCCCUUUGUGACAGUGGCAGCUGUGUCCUCCUCCAUCAAUCAUCUUCAGCCAUGGUCAACUUGCAUUGGGUCAACGUCCAGAGGGGGGGCUUGGGGGCUCUACAUGUGGUUAAGUGCCAGCCCGAUUCAUGGUGGUGUCCAUGAGAAGGACAAGAGGAGAAACACAGACAGCCAGUGCCAAUGUUAUGAAUGGAGAGCUGGUGCCAUCCGAUUUGCAUCGCCAGCAAGGAGUGAAGUGGGAAGAAUGCUUCCAUCCACUUCAUGGGGCUGGGGUGUAGUCAAGGAGGGCGAGACAGCACUGUUGCACCCAGUACUGGAUGCACUUGUGUCCAUGUACUCGCUGUGGACGACUGGGGAUCUCCACAGGAUUUGGAUAUGCUGGGAAGUUUUCAAUCCUGGGGGGAUGGGGAUGGUGGAAUGCCCUUGGAAGUAUGAUAUGAUCUCUGCAAGCUCAGUGGGGACCCAGCUGUCAUCCCAGAUCAGUGAUUCCAUAGCAGUAGAAAGUGUCGGUAGUGAUGGUUUUGGAACAAGUAUCAGCAGCGAUGAGCGAUGA
Cantharellus anzutake is the source of this 939-nucleotide messenger RNA. RefSeq lists its product as uncharacterized. NCBI's taxonomy places the organism in Eukaryota, Fungi, Basidiomycota, Agaricomycetes, Cantharellales, Hydnaceae. Bases 1 to 939 code for a protein of 312 amino acids. The transcript is spliced from 7 exons. The record is from RefSeq and is a predicted model, not a curated record.